AUGACUAUCAUUCUAGAGUUUAUAACCCUUUUCUUCAUUGCCAUUUACUCAUACCUGGAAGCAUUUGUCAAAUUAUUUAUCUCAGAUAAAAAGAAAUCUGUUAGUGGAGACAUUGUACUAAUUACUGGAUCUGGACAUGGAAUUGGGCGUCUUGUAGCCCUUGAGUUUGCCAGAUUACAAAGCAUUGUGGUGUUAUGGGAUAUCAACAAGGAAGGUAAUGGGUGUGGAAGAAACAGCUAAUCUAUGUAGGAAACUGGAAGCAAAAGCCUAUGCUUAUGUAGUGGAUUGCAGUAAAAGGAAUGAUAUUUAUGCUGCAGCUGAAAAGGUCAAGUCAGAAGUCGGAGAUGUGGAUAUCUUGAUAAAUAAUGCUGGAGUGGUGUUUGGUGUGGAGUUUCUCAACUUAAAAGAUGACCAAAUUGAGAAGACCUUUAAAGUCAACAUUCUUGCUCAUUUUUGGACCACCAAAUCUUUCUUGCCUGCAAUGAUGAGAAAAAAUCGAGGACACAUAGCUACUGUGGCUUCUGUUUGUGGUCAUGUUGGGAUAACAUAUUUAGUAGACUACUGUGCCAGUAAAUUUGGAGCUGUUGGUUUCCAUGAGUGUAUGACUACAGAGCUUGCUGCUCUCGGAAAAGAUGGAAUUAAAACCUCUUGUUUAUGUCCUGUGUUCGUGAACACAGGAUUUGUCCAAAAGCCAAGCACAAGAUUAUGGCCUGUACUGAAACCUGAAGAUGUAUCUAGGAGUUUUGUGAUGGAAUACUAACAAAUAAGAAAAUGAUUUUUGUCCCUUCGUAUGUGAAAAACUACCUGGUGCUAGAAAAAUUUCUUCCUCAAAGGGUAAUAGCAAGGAUAAACAAGAUGCAAGAUGUACAGUUUAGCACUGAGUUCAGAAGUGCAUCAAAAAACCAAAUAA
This is a messenger RNA of Staurois parvus, 910 nucleotides long. Lineage: Eukaryota; Metazoa; Chordata; Amphibia; Anura; Ranidae. The record is from the annotation of a GenBank genome assembly.